Molecule: messenger RNA, 3354 nt
Organism: Echinops telfairi (small Madagascar hedgehog)
Lineage: Eukaryota; Metazoa; Chordata; Mammalia; Afrosoricida; Tenrecidae
Gene: POM121C
Product: POM121 transmembrane nucleoporin C
Exons: 13
Coding region: 241-3126 (961 amino acids)
Biological process (GO): RNA export from nucleus; protein import into nucleus
Cellular component (GO): nuclear pore
Molecular function (GO): structural constituent of nuclear pore
Source: RefSeq, a predicted model, not a curated record
UCGCCGCCCGCGGCCCGUCAUCACGCCCACCCGGCUCAGCCCUCGCCCCCGACGCCGCUCCUCCGCCCUUCAAGGUGGCUCCCCUCCAGGGACUGUGGGACUUUCUCCAGUCGGUUUGUAGUAACGCCUCGAAGACGGUACCCGGUCCAGCAGGCCCAGUACUCCUUGCUGGGGGUCCUUCCCACCGUGUGCUGGAACGGUUAUCCCAAGAAACCUGUGCUGGCGCCUCGGAAUUCCAAGAUGGUGUGCAGCCCGGUGACGGUGCGGAUCGCCCCUCCGGACAGCAAGUCAGUCCGGUCACCAGUACCUGAGCAGAUCAUCAGCUCCACCCUGACCCCGCCAUCAGGGAACGUUCCAGACCCAUGUGCAAAAGAGGUAGUGCUCAGUGCCCUGAAGGAGAGGAAGAAGAGGAUGGUGGAGGAGGACGACCAACUCUUUCCGGAUGGACAGGAAAACAAACGAAGGCGCCAUGACAGCAGUGGGAGUGGACACUCAGCAUUCGAGCCCCUGGUGGCCAAUGGCGUCCCUGCUGCUUUUGUGCCCAAACCUGGGUCUCUGAAGAGAGGCUUCCACCCGCAGAGCUCAGAUGACCACCUGACAAAGCGGUCCCGGACCUCGUCCGGGAGCUCCUUCACGAGCACGUGUGCAGGCGGCAUCCCCAGCUCCAGCCGCAACGCCAUCGCCAGUUCCUACAGCUCGACUCGGGGCUUCUCCCAGCCAUGGAAGAGAAGGGGUCCUAGCUCGUCGCCCCUCUCGAGCCCAGCCUCCUCCCGCUCACAGACUCCGGAGCGGCCAGCCAAGAAGAGCAGAGAUGAGGAGACGAGUCAACAGCCCAGCGAUGCACCUCCACCCCUCACGGACAGGGAGGCCCAGGGUGAGAGCGUUGCAGAUCCAGCUGUCCGGAAGAAGCAGGCCAUGAGGACUUCCCCAUCCAUGCAAGGCAGCGUGGGGCAGCGAAAACGGAAGACCCCGCUUCUGCCCUCCAGGCGAGGGGACCAGUUGACCUUGCCCCCCCCACCCCAGCUCGGCUACGCCAUCACUGCUGAAGACCUGGACUUGGAAAAGAAGACAUCGCUGCAGUGGUUCAACAGGGUCUUUGAGGAGAAGACAGAUGCUGCCUCCUGCCCUGUUGCUGAGAACACACCUGACACUCAGCCAGCUCUGACGUUCCCCACGCCUGCUGCUGGGCCAGCCUCCUCGCCGCCCACGCACCCGGCCACAAGCUCGAACCCGCUGCUGGAGAGCCUAAAGAAGAUGCAGAGCCCCCUGGGGAGCGCCCCUCCGGCCCGGCCCGAAUCUGCUGAAGUGGCCACCACAGAGGCCCAGUCACCACUGACGACAACCAACCUGUCAGCCGUUCCUAGGGCCUCACAGUCGGAAACCUCUUCAGACUUGAAAGCCCCGGCUGCUUUCCCCAGGCUGAACCCUGAGUCCACGGUUCCAGCCCCCAACACCAUCAAGUCGCCUCAGAGCCUCCAGGCUAAGACAUCCACCCCACCACCCCCUGUCCCACCCACCUCGUCCCCCACCCCCAAGCCAAGUAUCCUCUUUGGAAUGCUGAAUACCCCAACUUCCAACCCCCCUGCAGUCCCCGGGACCUCUUCAGCAUCUCCCUUGUUCAAGCCCGUUUUUGGGGUCCCACCUAAGAGUGAGGACAACCCCCUGCCCACCAGCCCCUCCGUCACAACGGCUGCACCUUCCAGCUCAGCACCCCCCGCCACGUCCAGCUCCUCGACCACCUCGUUCAAGCACAUCUUCAGCAGCACAGGGCCACCAACCUCGGGCUCCCUGGCGCCGCCUUUUUCCUUCAAGCAAACAGCAGCUCCUCUCUUAACCAGUUUGCCUAGUUCCACCUCCACAGCAGCCCCUGCCACCACAGCCGAGGCCCCCAAGCCCACCUUUAGCUUCGGCGGCGGCGUGGGCCCCCAGGGUGGGACAGUUGUGACGAGCGCCACCGCUUCCCAACCUUUCCUCUUUGGGGCAUCCCCUGCCCCUGGGGCCAGCUUCGCCCCGGCCAUGAGCCCCAUGUUCCAAUUUGGCAAGCCCCCUGCCGUGCCCGCCUCAACCACAGCCACCGGCUUCGGGCCGGCUCUCCCCAGUGCCGGGCAGCCAGCCCCCAGCAGCACCACUGCCGGCUUCAGUGGUCUUGGAAGCAGCCUCACUACGCCAGCCCCCACGACCACCAGCCAGCCCCCCCUGACAGUCACCACCACCCCGGCCUUCAGCAUUCCUUUUGGGGCCAGCACCAAGCCCCCUCCCCCCUCCUAUCCAGGAGCUACCUCCCAAGCCCCAUUUGGGGCCACAGAUGGACAGCAGCCGGGGGUCACCAAGCCAACCCUGGCCCCCAGCUUUGGCGGCAGCUCAUUCAGUUUUGGGAACUCAGUGGCCACGGCCACAGGUGCAGCCCCCAGCACCAGCCAGCCCGCCUUUGGCAGUAACACACCAGUAGCCUUUGGUGGUCUGAAGCCCCCAGCCUCCACCUUUGGCACCCCUGCCAACACCCAGCCCGCCUUUGGCAGCACCACAGCCGUCUUCUUCGGUGCCACCGCAGCUGCCCCGGCGGCUACCACCACCACCACCACGGCCGCGAGCUUUGGCGCCACCACCCAGACCACCAGCAGUGGGGCCGGCAGCUCCCUGUUCGGCAGCCCAGCUCCAUCGCCCUUUGCAUUUGGGGGCUCGGUGGCACCAGCUGGCAGUGGGGGCUUUGGCAUCAAUGUGGCCCCCUCAAGCACCAGCACCACCCCUGGGGCAUUCAACUUUGGAGUGGGACAGAGCGGGACCACCAGUACUGCUGCCCCUUUUGGGGGCACCUUGAGUCAGAACACACUGGGCACCUCCAGCCAGAGCACCCCCUUUGCCUUCAGUGUGCCCAAUACGCCGGACAGCAAGCCCGUUUUCGGAGGCUCUUCCACGCCCACCUUCGGGCAGAGCACGCCUGCGCAAGGAGUGGGCCCAUCUGGCAGCGGCCUCUCCUUUGGGGCCGCCCCCACAGCCGCCCAGGGCUUUGCUGCCAUCGGACCUUUUGGAUCGGCGGCCCCUUCCUUUUCCAUUGGUGCGGGACCCAAGACCCCAGGGGCGCGACAGCGACUGCAGGCCCGAAGGCAGCACACCCGCAAGAAAUAGUAACCUUUGUCCCUCGUCCCUACUCCCCCAUCCCUGCCUGAACUGGACCUAGCACCUGCUGGCCAAGCCUGUCCCCUUACUGCAGCAUGAAGCUGCCUCAGCCCACUGACCUUAGCCACCAAGGCCGUGGCCCCCCCUGGGCUCUGUCUCCUCUAGUGUCAAGGGAGGAGGGACCAGGACGAUGGGCACAGCUGGGAGGCUGGAGAACUAAAGAGAUGUCUGUACAUG